AUGUCAGGUCGGCGUGUGGCCACACCGUUACAUUGUUCAGUGCUUGUACCAUGCGCAACAUGCUAUCCUUUUUUGCUGGACCAAUCCACCUUUAUUAACAGCAUCCCAUUUACCUGUGUGAUAAUGAACUCCGUAAUGCAAGGGUGGUUUUCCGAAGUGUCUUCUGAUUUCCCCGGUCAGGCCUUCAGCCUGCAGAUUAAUGAGGUUUUGUUCGAGGGCAAAUCCGAGUUUCAGGAUAUCCUCAUCUUCAAAAGUGCCACCUUCGGACGCGUCCUGGUACUUGACGGACGUAUACAGCUGACCGAAAAGGAUGAGGCUUUUUACCAAGAAAUGAUUGCCCACAUUCCCCUGAGUGUGCAUCCCAACCCACGCCGCGUCCUAAUCAUCGGUGGUGGCGAUGGUGGCGUCGCAAGGGAGGUCAUCCGACAUCAAUGCGUAGAACACGUUGACCUUGUAGAGAUCGAUGAUAUGGUGCUCAAACUGUCUUGCAAGUAUCUCCCCUUUACUGCAUCGAGUUUAGACCACCCCAAGGUCUCCGUUCAUGUUGCUGAUGGUUUCGCUUUCCUGAAGGAACAUGCGGCCAAGGGAGAGAAGUAUGAUGUUAUUAUUACGGAUUCCACCGACCCCGGCGGUCCUUCUACUCCACUCUUCAACAAGGAGUACUUCCAACUGCUGAGUCAAGCGCUUACGGACGAUGGAAUCAUUUGCAAUCAGGGUGAAUGUCUGUUUCUGGAUCUGUCCACUAUUAAGGGAAUGGCCGGUUUCUGCAGGGACGUGUUCCCGAAUGUGAGGUAUGCCUACAACAUCAUUCCAACCUACACUUGCGGUCAUAUUGGCUAUAUUAUCGCGUGCAAAAAUGCGAACAUUGAUCUUUGCGAAGCGGGUCGCGAGCCGCCGGUUGACUGCAAAUUCUACACCAAGGCGGUGCAUAGAGCUGCUUUUGCAUUGCCAAAGUGCUAUGAGGAUGCUCUUCGUCCGUUUCUGAACGCGUAA
Molecule: messenger RNA, 993 nt
Organism: Echinococcus granulosus
Lineage: Eukaryota; Metazoa; Platyhelminthes; Cestoda; Cyclophyllidea; Taeniidae
Product: Spermidine synthase
Exons: 9
Coding region: 1-993 (330 amino acids)
Biological process (GO): spermidine biosynthetic process
Cellular component (GO): cytosol
Molecular function (GO): spermidine synthase activity
Source: RefSeq, a predicted model, not a curated record